AUGAAUAUUUUAGGAAAAACUUGUGUGCGGGUCUUCAGAAUAGAUCAAAGUACACGUACUACCUCCUUACUCGUUAGAAAUACAGCUGCCUACAAGAGUGCAUUGUCUUUGGAAAAUUUCUACCCAGAUAGCAGCUUGAGAUUGAGGACUCCAAAGGCACCAUCAGCUACUGAGACAUUCAAUGGCUACAUACCAAUGGAGGAACUUGAAAUUACCUACAGCAGGAGUACCGGCCCUGGUGGACAAAAUGUAAAUAAAGUUAAUACCAAAGUAGAUGUAAGAUUCCAUUUGGAAAAUGCAAAAUGGCUUAGUAAUAAGGACAAAGAAAGGCUAUUAGAAAAGUUGGGACCCAAAUUAACCAAGGAUGGCUACCUAAUUUUUCGCUCAGACCUAACAAGAUCCCAGCAAUUAAACUUAGCAGAUUGCCUUGAAAAGAUGAGACAAUCUAUAAGAGGCUCCUUGGUACUUGAAGCAGUACCAUCUCCAGAGACUCAAGAAAGAAUCAGGCGCAGGUUAGAACAUGCUGCUACUGAAAGAUUGAUGAAUAAGAGGCAAAGGUCACAAGUGAAAAAUGAAAGGCAAGCACCAGGUGUAUUAUAA
Messenger RNA from Phaedon cochleariae (mustard beetle), 600 nucleotides. NCBI's taxonomy places the organism in Eukaryota, Metazoa, Arthropoda, Insecta, Coleoptera, Chrysomelidae. The record is from the annotation of a GenBank genome assembly.